This is a messenger RNA of Paralichthys olivaceus (Japanese flounder), 1593 nucleotides long. Its product is annotated as protocadherin gamma-C3-like. Gene Ontology annotation, molecular function: calcium ion binding. Gene Ontology annotation, biological process: homophilic cell-cell adhesion. Gene Ontology annotation, cellular component: plasma membrane. The record is from RefSeq and is a predicted model, not a curated record. Lineage: Eukaryota; Metazoa; Chordata; Actinopteri; Pleuronectiformes; Paralichthyidae.
AUGGAACAAAGCGGAGCACGCUCCUGCCGACAAGGAAGGAAAUGGAUUUUCUUCGUGUUGGCGUUGACUUUGCUUUUAGGCAUGAAGGCCUCGGGACAGAUGAGAUAUUCUAUAUCGGAAGAGAUCAAAGAAGGAACUGCAGUCGGGAAUAUUGCGAAGGAUUUGGGAAUCGAUCCAAAUAUUUUAAAAGCGAGAGGGUUUCGUAUUGUUUCUGGCUCCACUGAACCGCUUUUCCAGGUAAACCAAAAUGACGGGAUUCUGUACGUAAAUCGUAAAAUUGACAGAGAGGAAAUAUGCCAGCGGACCAGUGCGUGUCUGAUAAACCUUAAGAGUGUGCUAGAGAAUCCGCUGGAGAUCCACUAUGUUGCAGUGGAGGUGUUAGACGUAAACGACCACUCGCCCUCUUUCCCGGAGAACAACAAAAGGCUGGAGAUUUCAGAGUCCACUUUACCGGGAACACGGUUUCAGCUGCAUGCUGCACUCGACCCAGACGGCGGCAUGAAUUCAGUUCAACAGUAUAAACUUAAUCAAAAUAAUCAUUUUCGACUGGAAGUGAAAGAUCGCGGGAAAGAUGGCAAAGUGCCUAUUUUACAGUUACAAAGCCCUUUAGACAGAGAAGCAUCCAGCGGCCACAGACUACUGCUUACAGCCGUGGAUGGGGGUAAACCCCCGAAAUCAGGGUCUAUGGAGAUAUUAAUAGAUGUCCUUGAUGUGAAUGAUAAUGCUCCCAUUUUCACAAAGGAUGUAUAUUCUGCGCAGAUAAACGAGAAUUCACCAGUUGGCACAAUAGUUAUUCGCGUAAACGCCACUGAUCAAGACGAAGGUUUGAACGGAGAAAUUAGUUAUUCAUUUGGUAAUGUAAACAGCAAGGUGCAAGAAAUGUUUGACGUCAACCCGAGCACAGGUGAAAUAACUGUGAAAGGACAACUAGACUAUGAAGUGGAUGACAGUUAUGAAAUAGAUAUUCAAGCAUCUGACAGUGGCGCUGUUCCCUUUAGAACGGAUAAAAGCAUUACUGUAAAUAUCAAAGACAUAAAUGACAAUCCACCUGUGAUUGAAGUAACGUCACUGUCUAAUGAAAUAUCAGAGGAUGCUAGACUAGGAACGACGGUGGCACUUCUUAGUAUCACCGACCUGGAUUCAGGAGUGAAUGGAAAAGUUAUCAGCUUUGUAAAUGGUGACACGCCUUUCACAUUGACACCUUCGAUACAGGACAACAUGUACGCUGUUGUGACAAAGUCACAGCUCGACAGGGAAAAGCAGUCGAUCUAUGAUGUAACAGUUAUUGCAAAAGAUGCAGGCGAACCAUCCUUAACGUCUGAGAAGACAUUACGAGUUGUUGUAUCCGAUGUAAACGAUAACAGUCCAGAGUUUUCCACGAGCAGAUAUAAUUUCUAUGUCCCUGAGAAUAAUCCUCCAGGACUGUCGGUAUUCUCUUUAAUCUCGUCUGAUCGUGAUGAGGGAGAUAAUGCUCUUAUAAGUUAUCAUAUUCUCAGAGAUGGAAGUGAAGAUAAUAAACUGACUUCAUUUCUAAACAUCAACUCUGAGAACGGAGACAUCAUGGCGCUGAAAAGUUUUGACUUUGAAACAGUG